Molecule: messenger RNA, 618 nt
Organism: Melanotaenia boesemani (Boeseman's rainbowfish)
Lineage: Eukaryota; Metazoa; Chordata; Actinopteri; Atheriniformes; Melanotaeniidae
Gene: s100a1
Product: S100 calcium binding protein A1
Exons: 3
Coding region: 133-453 (106 amino acids)
Molecular function (GO): calcium ion binding
Source: RefSeq, a predicted model, not a curated record
UGCCCAAAGGGAGGCGUCUAUCUGACUGGUUUGUUUGCGCACAGGUGACAGCAGCCCAUAUAACUGAUGAAAUCCAAGCUGAGCUGAAUCCAUUUCCACCAGCACGUUAGCGUCACUGGCCAGGACAGCAAAAUGAGUGCCAAUCUGCAAGGAGCUAUGGAGGACCUCAUCAAAGUGUUCUACCGAUACUCUGGGAAAGAGGGAGACAAGUACAAGCUUAACAAAAAGGAGCUAAAGAACAUGUUGCAGGAGGAACUUUCUGAUUUCCUCUCAGGCUCCAGUGACUCGGGCUCCGGUGACUCGGGUAUGGUUGAGAAGAUUUUGAAUGACCUGGAUGAAAAUAAGGAUGGAGAAGUGGACUUUCAGGAGUUUGUUGUUCUGGUUGCUGCACUGACGGUUGCCUGCAAUGAGUUCUUUGUGGAUUGUGUUAAAAACGGCAAAAAAGCAGAGUAACGCUUAAGGAAAGAAUUGGCGUUUAAUACACAGUAAUUUAAAAUAAACAGCUGUAUUUGGGAUGUAAAGAUUUGAGUUGUUACGAAACAUGUGCAACUGUAACUCAAUGUUUUAUUCAUCCUUCAGAGGUCUUCCAACUUAAUAAAGAUGUAAUAAAUAUAUGUA